AGAAAAUGGAUGCCCAAAGGAACAACAAACGAGACCCUGAAUGAAUGCUCUAGGAAGCUGAAUAAAGAAAGUAUUGAACGAACGAAUGAAUUUGAAGAACUUACCACUACUUGUGAAAGAGAUUGGAGACAAACAUCCAAAAAGGGUAGUGACUAG
Messenger RNA from Acaulospora morrowiae, 156 nucleotides. The record is from the annotation of a GenBank genome assembly. Lineage: Eukaryota; Fungi; Glomeromycota; Glomeromycetes; Diversisporales; Acaulosporaceae.